Messenger RNA from Achroia grisella, 3120 nucleotides. It is a transcript of the gene PIG-O, whose product is annotated as GPI ethanolamine phosphate transferase 3. Gene Ontology annotation, molecular function: mannose-ethanolamine phosphotransferase activity. Gene Ontology annotation, biological process: GPI anchor biosynthetic process. Gene Ontology annotation, cellular component: endoplasmic reticulum membrane. NCBI's taxonomy places the organism in Eukaryota, Metazoa, Arthropoda, Insecta, Lepidoptera, Pyralidae. The record is from RefSeq and is a predicted model, not a curated record. Bases 157 to 3006 code for a protein of 949 amino acids. The transcript is spliced from 10 exons.
UGUUCAGAAAAUCAGAAUUUCAGAAUCAUCUUGUUACGGUCUCGGCCGGUCUGCUAGCAUUUACUUGAAUUUUUAAUAUAUAAUUUCACAUUUAUGAAUCUUUCAUUAUUCACAAAAGUCUUCCAUGUAUAGAAUAAACCAUAAGGAACAAUAAUUAUGAAUGAAAAAUGGAAUUUUACUAUAUAUCUUGUUUGGUUUUCUUAUUUAAUCUUGUCAGCAGCUCUUAUGUUCGGGCGUGGGUUUUUGUUAUCCCGUAAAACAUUAAACGAUAUUACUGAUUGUGAACCUCUUGAAAAUUUUGGAUGUGAUGGCUAUUCUAAAUCCAACUUGAGUGAUGUUUGCAAUGAAGAAGAAAAAAUACGUCGAAUUUUGGCAAACCCCGGUUCGGAGAUAGCAUGUGCACCUACACGUCAAAGAGUUGUGUUCAUACUUGUAGAUGCGCUGAGAUAUGACUUUACAGAGUACAUUCCUGACUUAGAAAAUCCUCUGCCGUACCAGAAUCGCUUAACUAUAAUAAAUGAGUUGCUGGAAAAGUGGCCGAAACGCACAAGAUUGUUUCGUUUCAUGGCGGACCCACCCACUACCACACAGCAGCGUGUAAAAGCUCUUGUUACUGGGUCUUUGCCUACAUUCAUUGAUGCAAGUUCGAAUUUUGCUGCCUUGGAAUUGCAAGAAGAUAAUGCAAUUGAUCAGAUAGUAAGAGCUAGUGGGAAAAUAGUGCUGCUUGGUGAUGACACAUGGGCACGACUGAUACCAGGCAGAUGGCUGAGAUCCCAUACCAUGUACUCCUUUCAUACUUGGGACCUUGAUACAGUUGAUACAGAAAUUGAUUCAAAAAUCUACAAAGAGUUGGAGAAAGAUGAUUGGGAUUUACUUGUGGCCCACUAUCUAGGUGUAGAUCAUGCUGGACAUAGAUAUGGACCUAAUCAUGCCGAGAUGACACGAAAACUGGAUGAGACCAAUAACAGAUUAAAGAAGAUAAUAAAAAUGUUGCCUCCUGAUGUGUUGCUCUUUGUUGUUGGUGAUCAUGGUAUGACUGAAACAGACUCACAAGAAGGGGAUGAAUCUGUGGGCGAUCAUGGUGGCGAGAGUAAAGCAGAACGCACCGCAGCCUUCUUUGCAUACAGGGGGUCAGGAUUUGGUGGUGACAGUGACAGCAUAAAAACAGGCAAGGAAGUGCAGCAAACGGAUCUGGCUCCAACACUGUGUGCCGCUCUGGGGAGGCCCCCACCUGCACCAUGUCUUGGCAACUUAUUGUUACCAGUACUACCACCAUUACCAAUGUCACAUACUUUAUUACAUUUAAGUAAUAAUUUGAAGCAGAUAAAACAGUAUCUAAUUCGUUAUGGAGAAGAAUCUCAACAAAUACCUCUAGAUAGGCUAGCACAACUAAUUAACGCUACAAGAGAACAAAUAGAUAAGGCAGCUACAAUUGAAACUGAAUCAGAGUUAUCUAUAUAUGUUACAGAUGUCAGAGCGUUGAUUGACAACACACGCAGCCUUUUUAGAGAUGUUUGGGUCGAAUUCGAUUCUCUGUAUAUGAUGAGAGCUUUAUUAUUACUACUUAUAGCAAUCUUUUUUAAUUGUCUAAUAGCAGAAGGACUUCCUAUGGAUCGUAUUCCUCAAAUAUUUUCUAGUUCCUUUAUCGUCAGUGGUAUAAUUGCACUAACCGUAUGCGUAACAAUGUGUUACACUGCAUUUUACCUUGAUCUAAUCGAAGAUCUGGAGCAUGCUAUUCUUUUGAGCACCGGUUUAAUAUCGGGCGUAGUGAUUUGUGCACUUGUCAUCUUGCAUUGGAAUAGCAUUACACAGAGGUGGUAUGAAACACCUUUACUCUUUUAUGAGCGUUUUGCUAGAGCCGCUCUCAUAGGAUCCGCUGUUCUUUUAGUAUCAAAUAGUUAUAUUAUAGAAGAAGGAGUGUGUCUAUCCUUUCUCACUUUGUCAGUAUUGGCUACGAUUGUCUGGCAUAUCCGUACAAUUAAGGCUGUAGCAUUAUGGGCGUGUUCGGGGGUUGUUCUUGCUGUGUCUAGAUCUUAUAGAGGGUGCAGGGAAGAACAGGGUGACUGUUGGACGCAGGGGGGAGGUGUAAAUUCCGCCGAUCCAGCUUCAAGAGCUGCUUUAGUGUUAGCAUUAGGAUCCGUAGCUGCUAUUGUAGCAGUCGCUAGACGUCACAUCGGUUGGCGGGGCCAUGGAGUUGUCGUAUGCGGGUUAUUUACAUGUGCACAUUGGGCGGUCGGUUGGGGUAAUCUAGGUUCUCCAAGUCGUUCAAGAUUGUUAGCCCGCGGCGCUUGGCUAGUGAUUGGUUGUAUAUUUGUUUUGUUAUGGAGAGAGGACGGCCGCGGUGCUAUUUUACCUUUAACGGUUUGUGGAUUGAUGUUCUAUAUAGGAAAUAGUUUGGUGCUAGGCGUUGCGUAUGCGCCCACCGCGGCACUUGCACUUCUAUCCGGGAUACUAGUCUUGUAUAUUGUUUCCACGAUGAAAAAUGAAGGUUCUACAAAAUUUGCUUUAUCGACUAGAUGUAGUUCAAGUGUAGCAUGCCUGUGGGCAUUGAUGGCGUCGUACUAUUUCUACGGCACAGGCCACCACGCCACUCUCGGACACCUCCGAUGGGCACCGGCAUUUCACGCGGGCGAUCCUACAUACCUGCCCAUUGGUCAUGAGAUAACCGCCGCACUCGUGACUCUUGAACUCUUUGGUAUGCCACUAAUGUUUGGAGCGGCGCUUCCUCUGCUAGUACUCUGGGGCCCGGGCUCUGCGGCUGUAGGGCCGCGCUCGCAGCUCACUGGGGUCUUUGUUUUAUCCCUUAAAUUCACGAUUUGUUUCGCUAUUAGGGUGUUUAUAAGUGCACUGUCAGCUACUAUUCACUGCCGCCAUCUAAUGAUAUGGGGUGUUUUCACCCCUAAACUACUGUUCGAGUGUGGUGCGUGCCUGGCAGCGUUUGUUGGAACCAUUUUGGGAUUAUCCCUAACAACUUGGCAUCUAUCGACCCAACAACGACAGAGUUGACAACACUAAUCUAGAUUAAAAUAUUACUCAUUGUACAUUAGUCAUUUGAAACAGUGCGAAUUAUAAAUAAGGUAUUAUGGAAUAGUAGACAUUCAAGUAUACAUGUGUCCCUUU